ACAACUAAACUAGUACGAAAUUGAACCAAAAUUCUCAUCAAACUUUCUAAAAUAACAAUAACGCUCGAGUAAACACUCAUCUCUAACCCAAAAUGAGCUGGUGGUGGGCUGGUGCUGUUGGCGCUGCUAAGAAGAAAUUUGACGAGAACGCGCAACCGCAAAGUUAUCAGAACGUGGGACUGAUUGUCGGCGUAACCGGAAUUGUGGGCAACAGUCUUGCUGAAAUUUUGCCACGAUCCGAUACGCCCGGUGGUCCAUGGAAGGUCUACGGUGUAGCCCGACGGCCCAAGCCCAACUGGUACGCCGAACGGGAUAGUUCUGUAGAAUACAUCCAGUGCGACCUAUCCAACUGGGAAGAUACCCAGGCCAAGCUCUCACAACUCAGUGAUGUCACCCACAUCUUCUACGUGUCCUGGACCAACCGAUCUACUGAAGCCGAAAAUUGCGAAAUCAACGGCGCCAUGUUCCGUAAUGUGCUACGGGCUGUGAUUCCUAAUGCGCCCAAUCUCCGACACGUUUGUCUCCAAACGGGAGCAAAACACUACGUGGGUGCUUUCGACUCAUUUGGCACGCCACAGUUCCAACCUCAUGAUACGCCUUUCACGGAGGAUUUGCCCAGGCUAAACACUCCAAACUUUUACUACACUCAAGAAGAUAUUUUGUUCGAAGAAGUUGAAAAGAAAGAAGGCCUGACGUGGUCCGUCCAUCGACCACAAUUAAUAUUUGGAUUUUCUCCAUAUAGUUACAUGAAUAUUAUAGGUACGCUUUGUGUAUAUGCAGCCAUAUGUAAACGCCAAAAUAUCCCUUUAAUAUUUCCUGGGACAAAAGAUGCUUGGGAGGGUUACUCAAUAGCUUCAGAUGCAGAACUGAUUGCAGAACAACAUAUUUGGGCGGCGGUGGAUCCGUAUGCAAGAAAUGAAGCGUUUAAUUGUAACAAUGGAGAUAUUUUUAAGUGGAAGCAUCUUUGGAAGGUGUUGGCGGAGGAAUUUGGAAUAGAGGAAUAUGGAUUUCCGGAGGGGGAUAGAGUGAGUUUAGUGGAGUUUAUGAAAGGCAAAGAAGGUGUAUGGGAGGAGAUUGUGAAAGAGAAUCAGCUACAGCCCACGAAAUUGGAGGAGGUUGGUGCGGGAUGGUUCACUGAUAUAAUUUUGAGUGGUGCGGCUUUUCUGGAUAGUAUGAAUAAGAGUAAGGAGCAUGGAUUCUUUGGCUUUAGGAAUUCUAAGAAUUCAUUUAUUACCUGGAUUGAUAAAAUGAAAGCUUAUAAGGUCGUGCCUUGAAUAUUAAUUUUGUGUAUAAUAAUACCACAAUGGCUAAGUUUAUGUAUUAUUGAUGUGCCAAGUUGAUUGAAUGUUGCAAUAAGUUAUAUAAUUUCUCAAUUUAUUUACA
Molecule: messenger RNA, 1383 nt
Organism: Pistacia vera
Lineage: Eukaryota; Viridiplantae; Streptophyta; Magnoliopsida; Sapindales; Anacardiaceae
Product: 3-oxo-Delta(4,5)-steroid 5-beta-reductase-like
Exons: 2
Coding region: 93-1274 (393 amino acids)
Source: RefSeq, a predicted model, not a curated record